Eubalaena glacialis (North Atlantic right whale) is the source of this 1332-nucleotide messenger RNA. Its product is annotated as cytochrome P450 4B1. Gene Ontology annotation, molecular function: heme binding; oxidoreductase activity, acting on paired donors, with incorporation or reduction of molecular oxygen; monooxygenase activity. The record is from RefSeq and is a predicted model, not a curated record. Lineage: Eukaryota; Metazoa; Chordata; Mammalia; Artiodactyla; Balaenidae.
AUGGGGCUGGAGAGGGGACUGAGCCCAAAGAUGUUCUGGACAAGGUGGUGUCCCUACGCCCACCCAUUCUGGUUGGGACAGUUCUUUGGCUUCCUGAACAUCUAUGACCCUGACUACACCAAAGCUGUGUACAGUCGAGGAGACCCUAAGGCCCCGGAUGUGUUUGACUUCUUCCUCCAGUGGAUUGGGAAAGGCUUGCUGGUCCUCCAGGGGCCCAAGUGGUUUCAGCAUCGCAAGCUGCUCACAUCUGGCUUCCCCUAUGACGUGCUGAAGCCCUACGUGGCUGUGUUCGCUGAGUCUACACGUGCCAUGCUGGACAAGUGGGAGGAAAUCUCUCGUGAGCAUAAGAGCUUUGACAUCUUCUGCGAUGUGGGCCACAUGGCGCUGGACUCGCUCAUGAAGUGCACCUUUGGCAGAGGAAAGAGCGGCCCGGGCCACAGCGACAGGAGCUACUGCCUGGCGGUCAGCGAUCUCUCGCUGCUGAUGCAGCAGCGCUUCGAGUCCUUCCAGUACCACAAGGACUCCAUCUACUGGCUCACCCCGCAGGGCCGCCACUUCCUGCAGGCCUGCCAGGUGGCCCACGACCACACAGACCAGGUCAUCAGGGAACGGAAGGCAGCCCUGCAGGACAAGAAAGAGUGGGAGAAGAUCCAGAGCCGGAGGCACCUGGACUUCCUGGAUGUUCUCCUGGGGGCCCGGGAUGAAGAUGGGAUCGAGCUGUCAGAUGCAGACCUCUGGGCCGAGGUGGACACGUUCAUGUCUGAAGACCAUGACACCACCACCAGUGGCAUGUCCUGGUUUCUCUACUGCAUGGCCCUAUACCCCGAGCGCCAGCAUCAUUGUCGGCAGGAGGUGCGAGAGAUUCUUGGGGACCGGGACUCCAUCCAGUGCGAUGAUCUGAGGAAGAUGACCUACCUGACCAUGUGCCUCAAGGAGAGCUUCCGCCUCUACCCCCCCGUGCCCCAGGUGUACCGCCAGCUCAGCAAGCCCGACUUUGUAGAUGCUCGCUCUCUACCUGCAGGUAGCCUGAUUUCUCUGCACAUCUAUGCCCACCAUAGAAAUAGUGCAGUGUGGCUCGACCCUGAGGUCUUCGACCCCCUGCCCUUUUCCCCUGAGAAUGUGGUUGUUUUUGCCUUCAUUCUCUUCUCGGCUGGGCCCAGGAACUGCCUCGCACAGCAGUUUGCCAUGAACAAGAUGAAUGUGGUCACAGCCCUCUGCUUGCUCUGUUUUGAGUUUGCCCUGGACCCCUCAAGGCCACCCAUCCAGAUACUGCGCUCCAAGAAUGGCAUCCACCUCCACCUGAAGCCGCUGGGCCCCGGCUCUGGGAAGUAA